This is a messenger RNA of Cercopithifilaria johnstoni, 2649 nucleotides long. NCBI's taxonomy places the organism in Eukaryota, Metazoa, Nematoda, Chromadorea, Rhabditida, Onchocercidae. The record is from the annotation of a GenBank genome assembly.
AUGGAUCAGAGUGAACGUAAGAUGGAGCAUAUCCCAACAGAAAGUCUCAAGGGAACGGUGCCGCAUGUCUGUGAAGGGAAAGUAAGUGAUGAACGAUGUGAAGGCAAAAUCAUUUGGGAUCAUUUACCACCGCCGAUGUACAACAAUGUUUUUCCAUGGACUUUGCUGCAGAAUGAGUUUACAUCUACUCCCUGCCACAAUCGGUCGAAUUUUACAAAAACCACUAUUUACGAUUCACAAUUGGAUUCAUUUCGUCACUGGUCUCAAAGUCAGACACUUCUGAAGGACAUACGCAACAAAGAGGAUGCAUCUCUUUCUAUUUCGUAUGGUUCUUCGGAUAAGCGGAUAAUACACCAGAAAACAUCUUCAGCCGAUGAUAUCUACAACUUUCGUUCCGGAGUUUCGUUGCACUUUUCACCCGGUACUAACGCUUCAGACACAACAAUGAAGAAAAAAUUGGAACUCCUGAAAAAAAGAUACGAACUACGAAAAGCAACAACUAAAAAAUCAAGUUUGUCUCAUGAUCACAUCAGCUUGCAUAAGGCAGAAAGAAAAUUCUUGAGCUCCGUUCCUGCAGCAUUAAACUCCAUCGAUGAUCAUGAAAGAAAUGAAGAUGCUAACGUCUCAUUCCGAAUACCGCUGAAUACCACUCUCAGUUCCAUUUCUAAUUACAGAAAAGCAGCAAACGCCACUUACGUUAUUCAGCCCUUAGUGCAUGAAGUUGGACAUAGUUUCACUGACCGAUGCAAGAAAACAGAAAUGGAUGAAAAGUUAGCUCACCUAGCAGCACUGACAUCAUGGUUGAAUUAUCUACUUGAUGAAAAAAGUGACCCCUAUAACAGCAGCGAAAUUCUAGCUAAGAGCAAAAAAGAUGCUGAUCUGUACUUGAGGAAACUAUUGACUUUGGAAAACGACAUUCCGGCGAUGAAAGAUAAUGAACCGCAAAAUGGCAUUAAUUACAAGUGUUUCAUGACUGCAAAUGAACUCAGUGAAAUGCGAGCCAGAUUUCGUUUAUUAUACGAAAGCUCAUCUAUCCCGAAUGAUAUUUCUACCCUCGUGAAGGAUGGUAAAAUUGCAGUUAGAAUGGAUAAGCGGGUUUACGCUGACGUCGGGCUACAAAUGAAAUUGCUCAGUCUACUCCUGAGCUUUCAUCCUUUCUAUCUUCGAUUGGGCCUGGAGACUGUCUUGUCCACCAAAAUACAAAAAAGAACUGACGACAAAAGCCAACUCAGAAUCAUUGCUUCUGUAGUUACCGAAAACAUCUUUAAGAAUUCCAAAAUCAUGAAUAAUCGCAAAUACGUGCAAGGAAGAGCAAAGAUUCUCAUCAACAACCGAGGUGCGGAAGCUCUUCUCCAGCAUUUCUUGAUAAAAAUAUGCCAGCUUUUAUUUAUUGUUGACAAGGCAUGGCGAGAUAACAGAAUAUCGAGGAAAAACCGCUGUCUUUUUGUUAAAUGGUCAGCUUAUAAGAGUAUCAAUGAUGUGGUGGCAGUAUUAAGUCGGGAACUGAUGACUGGUACCAGCAACUUGCCGAAAACCCUUUCUCGUUUGGGUCUUUUUCUAGAUCGCAAACAAGGAUUUUUUGAACAGUUCCAAUACUACGUAGCUGAUCCGCUGAAGGACCUUAGUAAUGGAAUGAUUCUCGGGCGAACAGUGGAAAUUUUAGCUAAUCUUCAGUAUAACACAGUAAUUCAUUGUUUACGUGAUCCCGGUGGUGAUCGACUUCGUAAAUUGAGCAAUGUUAAAACAGUGAUUGAUUUUGCAAAACGGGAAGGAAUUCUUCCUGAAGACUUAUGUGUGGACAUUAAUGGUAUCUUGCAAGGAAAUAUCGAUGAAAUUAUAACACUUCUCUGGCGAUUUGCUAGCAAAGAAUUGGGUAAUGUCAAUAAAUCAGAUAAUUGCCAUGCUGGGAUUGAUUCAAUAUCUCAACAGCUUCUGAGCCUGUUCGGCAUAUCAUAUGAGAUACGAAAUCCUCUAGAACUUGCUGACGGAAAAUUGUUUUCCUUAUUGUGGAAACAAUAUUAUUCAUACAACACACCGUUUGAACUCUUUGACGGCUCAACAGUUUUAGAGCAAAUUGCAAGUGCUGCUGAGCAUCAUUUUGGGAUUCCGUCAUCAAUACUGAUGCAAUGGAAAGACAUACCUAAAGGAGAAACACUCUGUCUCUUCACUAAAAUUUUCAUAUCACGCAUAUAUGAAUGUUAUAAAAUCACUUCCGCUGCAAUUAUAAUACAACGCGCCUUCCGACGAUAUCGCAGCACCUCAAAGAUGAAUUACGAUAUUCUUCAUAAAGUAAUGCUUUUGGAGAAGAAACUUCCGUACAUUGCGAAACUUUUGGAGAAAACUUCCUCACGUGUGCAUACACCAGAUCGGUUGGCGGAGUCGUCUCGGACAAUAACAAAAGAAGAUUCGAAACGAAUGGAGGCUUCAUUCACAAUACAGCGAUACUUUCGUGGAUGGCUCGCAAGGACACUUUAUCGAAAGAUGAAGUGUGAUAAAACUUUGAAAGAACGAGAAGCAAAAGUAGUUAUCAUACAAAAAUUUGUUCGUGGGUGGCUUGCACGGACACUUUACCAAAAAAUGAAAUGCGAUAAGAUUUUGCAAGAACGAGAAGCAAAAGUAGUUAUCAUACAGGUAGGCUACAUAUAUUAG